This is a messenger RNA of Dermacentor silvarum, 8415 nucleotides long. Its product is annotated as sphingosine-1-phosphate phosphatase 2. Lineage: Eukaryota; Metazoa; Arthropoda; Arachnida; Ixodida; Ixodidae. Gene Ontology annotation, biological process: phospholipid dephosphorylation; sphingosine metabolic process. Gene Ontology annotation, cellular component: endoplasmic reticulum membrane. The coding region runs from base 253 to 1443 and encodes 396 amino acids. Gene Ontology annotation, molecular function: sphingosine-1-phosphate phosphatase activity. The transcript is spliced from 5 exons. The record is from RefSeq and is a predicted model, not a curated record.
CCGGCGGACAGCAGUCUACGAAGCAAGUUCCGGGACUCCGCCGCCGCAUCGUUGCUGCUGCUGCUGCAAGUUCGGCGUUCCAGGUGUUUUGUAUUGUGCCGCCGCCGCCUCGAGCUGUGUGCCGCUCUGUAGUAGUAGUAACGGAGCAAGCCGUUGUCGGCGCGGACUCCCAGCUCGUGAUCGGCGGGGCGCGCGUGCGAUUGUUCUCGGAGCAGCUGAUCGUCCCGGCACCGCGACGGCGCCCGGAGUGUCAUGCGGGGAGAACUCGUGAGGCGGGGCCGGUCGUUCGCCGAGGCCCUCAACAGCCCGUUCCUGGUGGAGCGUGUUCAGAACUACUUCGGUGUUUACCGGCUGGCGGCGGCGGCGGCCAAGAACGGUCGCGUGCAGCAGAACGGCGCGCGCAACGGCUACGCGGCGAAGGCCGAGCGGCGGGGUCCCGACGCGUCGGUGCCGUGCCGUGUCGAGCGCCUCGGCUGGUACCACCUGUUCCGCUUCGGCUCGCUGCUGGGCUACGAGGCAUUCUACGCGACGUUCUUCCCGUUCAUCCUGUGGAACUGGGACGCCGUGGUGUGCCGGCGCGUGCUGCUCGUGUGGGCACUGGUCAUGUACUGCGGCGGCCUGGCCAAGGACCUGUUGCGCUGGCCCCGGCCGGCGUCCCCGCCGGUCGUCCAGCUCGACCGGGCGUACUCGGCCGAGUUCGGCAUGCCGUCCACGCACGCGAUGACCGGAGCCACCGUGCCUUUCGGACUGCUGCUGUGGACGCAGCAGCGCUACGAGUACUGCUACCAGGUGGGGCUGUGCGUGUGCGUGGUGUGGUGCACGUUGCUGUGCGUUAGUCGCCUCUACCUGGGCAUGCACACUGUGCUGGACCUGCUGGUGGGCCUGGUGGUCGCCUGGGCACUGCUGCUUCCGCUCGUGUCUGUAUCGGUGACCCUGGAGGCGUGGAUGCUGGCAUGGCCAUGGGGUGCCCCACUGUCUGCCGCACUGCUACUACUUGCGUACCCGGCGCCUCCACGGUGGACACCCGCGCGUGGUGACACGUGCCUCGUGGUUGCCACAGUGGCCGGCAUAUGGGCCGGCGAGGCACUGCUGCCCGUGGUGCUUGGCACCGCCACGCCCAUGCCCGUGAACCAAGGGGCUGGUGCCCUGUACACGGUCGAGUAUCCUUCUCUGCUGGGACUCGCAUUUAUUGUGGCACGGACAGUGGUGGGCCUCGGGGCGAGCGUCUUUGUCCGAACUGUCGUCAAAGCUGUGAUAUACCCACUGCUUUGUGGUCUGCAUGGCUGUGACCCAAAACUGGAGACAAGUCGGCAGAAGGGCACCAUUGAGCUUCCCUACAAGUACAUCACAUAUCUCUCCAUGGGGCUUACCAUGUCCUUGGGAUCUCCGUGGCUCUUCCAUCAGUUAGGCAUCGAGAGGGACAGCCUGCCCAUUCACCUUUGAAGGGCGCUACAUGGGUGCAAAGCCCAGCUGGCACUUGCCUUUUUAUGCCACUCGUUUCUGCAUAUGUGCAUCAUAUGGUGCGAUGUGGCAAUGUUGUGUAUAGUGCAAUACUACGGGAUCAGUCAAUGACCAAUUUUGCUGAUGUUGCCGUGCUAACUUUACAGACAGUGUUGUAUUUAUACAAGAUAUUUAGGUUUUUGUGUGUACAGCCAGUUUCUAAAACUCUAUAAAAUGGGACUGGUUCUGUGCCGUAAGUGGCAUUCUGCAAUGGUGUUUCGAAUCAAUGGAUUUACUGUAUUAAGGCGGCCUAAACUUCAGUUGCAUUCAUGGUUUUUCCAAGUUGACAGACCAUCAAGAGGUGCAAAAUGCAUUUCAUGACAUCAGUUGUGCGGCAUCCAAGAUGCGCCUUCAGUUGCAAGAAUAUGCAGUAGACUGCUGUGCAGUUUUUGAAUUAGUCUUUGCCACAGCUGACUCCCACGUAAAUUAAAAAUUAAAAAUGAAUAUUGUGGGGUGAGCUUUUUUGAAGCUGCAUAGUUCGUCAUGAGAGAAGUCAUAGUGGGAGGCGGCAUACUAAUUGUGACCUCCUGGGGUUCUGUAACUUGCACCCAAAGCACAGCGCACAAGUGUUCUUUCAUUCCACUCCCAUCUGAAUGCGUCCGCCACAGCUGGCAAUCAAGCCUGUGACCUCGUUCUCAGCCAUUGAGCCAUCGCAGCGAGAGCCCAGCAUGGAGAAAUCUAUUUUAAAUGUCACUGUGGCGCAUGUCAGCAAUGUUGGACUCCUUCAAAGUGGCUCUAUUUGAACCUAAGUUCCAGGCUGGUUCUGUGGGCAAGAACACAUUCACAAUGUUCUGUAGAGAGUGCUAUGGUUUCAUUUCUUUGUAUGCAUUUCUUCUUUUCCUACUUUUUGCAGUGCAGUACCAACAAGUCCAAUCAUUCACUGUUGCUUUGGUAGUGUAAAAGAAAGUCCUGCAGCUUUUCUUUCUUUUUUUGUUUUAGAUGCAGGUAGCUCAUACGGCAUGCUAUGUUACGUCCAUCGAGUGUACUAUGUCAGCAAAUUCAUCAUUUUUCCGAGUCAGUGGGCACAAAUUUCCUACAAGUGGCUGUCACGAUGCAUACUUAAGUGCCUCAGUUGCUCCUGCUGCUCUUGGAAGAUCGACUAUCUGUGACAUUGUUCUGCUGGCGAAUUGUGUCAGCAUUGUUGUUAUGGACGUCUCUUUAUCUCGGCUCCAUGUUGGAAUGGUUGCUGGUCUUGUUAUCACGUGUGUUGCUAUGUUUUAUGCCACAGUGCCACCAGUUUUCACUGCCAUAAACGCUUUGAUGGGCAUCAGUGUUGGUAACUUAUUGAGGAAGUGGCUAAAUUUAGCGAGUUUUAGUCACUCUUGACACCUUUGGCUUUUGGAGUCCUGAUGUCAUUUUGAGUGACCUUUUUAGUGCAAAAUAGUCAGUAAAUGGCCCUGGUACAAUUCUUCAGAAAACCUUGGCGAAGUUCAAUGCCUUGACCCCAUUUUAUUUCAAGGGCUUCCACGUGUCGCUCCUUACAAAGACAUACCAAAGAGCUUAUUAGUUAGCCAUCUGGGAGCAUGAAAGAUGGUUUUCUAGGCAAAGCACAUGAGACGUGUUACCGUUUUAGAAAAUUGGGGUUGUUUUUUCUUUUUACAUUCAGUUCCUUGACUUGCCACUGCAGAAGGUAAUUUUAAGCUGUAGUAAAAAAAAUAAUUAAAAAAAUGUCUAGGAACAAUUAAAGCAAGAAAGAAUGACAUAGAAUGGACUGUUUUAGGCUGCUACCUGGUGACUUUAUCCAGUAAAAAAAGUUACCAACACUGAUGGCCAUGGCCCACUAGGGCAGCAGCCUGAGCACAUUGGAAAUCCAUGCUGUCCUAAGAAUUAGUGCAAAGUAAAUGUGCACACGUGUGCUUAUAUGCGUACAACUGUGAAUGUGUGCCUCAAAAGUUUCGCUAAUGUUUAUAGCAGCAUUGUUGAAGUGGCUGCUGUCACUUGUGAACACAAGUUUCGGCUGUGAUUGUUGUUUCGAAGGAAGUGCACACAUAACUUUCAAGCCCAAAGGAGGUACACGGACAAAAAGACAAGGGCGUUGAAUGUUGUGAAUAAAUAUUGCCCUAAUUCACGUUCUUUCUUUCUACGAUGUGUGCAUCUUAGUGCUUUCAUUUGAGACGAUGUGAAGCUUUGACCUUGCACUGGUAGUCAUUUGCUUUUGUUUUCCUUUGAGAUAUGAACAGAUACCCUUCCCACUGUUAUUGUCCCUUAAUUUUAUCAGUGCACCAGACUAUUUUUUGGGCUAAUAACAAAUACGAGGGCUUCAGUAAGCUGAAGGGAAAUUGGCAAUACCUUGUGUAUUACAGGAUAACCUGUGUAUGCGUGUGUAGACAGGUUUAGUGGAGCAUUUUAACAGCAGAAAUAUUAAAAUCACUACACGUACACCUCGAAACUCGCUUCUCUUGUAAUGGCAUAUUGACUUUUUAUUUUUAUUUGCAAAUAUUGCUACUUAUGUCUGUUUUGUGCCUGUCUUUCCUGCAGUUUUAUUGAAGUCUGGAGUGCUGUAAAAAGCAUGCUCUAUUUUCUUCUGCAGGGAAUCUACAUUCUCGUUGUCUUUAACGCUCUACAAUAAGCUCGUAUGGCUGUUAAUGAACCUACUAGUAAUGCAUGUUUGCCUGCUGAAUUUCAGUGCAUGGUGUUGAAAGUUACGCUUUCAAGUUUGAGCCUUAUAAAAUUGUAAUUAAGAAGCUGUGGCGACUGCAGCAGCUAUUGCAGCUGUGCUAUUGUUCAGCUGGGCAGAGACAAGGUUCUGGUAUGAAUUUCACCAGGGUGCACAUGAUAGUCCACAUUUUAGUUUUGAUUAUAGCCAGAUUAGUUGUACACAAAUCUUUUAUACAUGACAGGAAUGAUGUGGAUCACAUUUAAUGCUCUUUUUUAUAUCAGCGUUACUUGUAUGAGGCAACCCAACAUUGCAGAAUUUUUCAAAUAGCUCAGACUUCAAGCUUCAAAAUGAGCUCUCAGUAUCUGCAUUUACCAAGAGACUCCAAUGUCAAGACAAGCAGCCUACCGAUACCCUCGAAAAGAGCAUAACCAAUGGGGCUUGCAGGAUAACAAGGAAACUUGGGAACAUAAUGACCCCACAACGAGUACAAAUUGUAGCAUAAUUAGAGAUCAAAUAAGUGAGACAGAGGCUCGUUGAGAUAAUAGAAUGAACUGGAGUGUGGCUGGUCAUGUAACGCUUGGAGCUGAUUACUGCAACAUAAUUGGCACCAAGCAAAGGCAGAAUGGCAGAUUAUGUAGCUGAUGUCGUUGUAUGUUCAUGAAGAUCAUUUGCUUUUCGUAGAUGGGCUGUUUGCCUAGCUAGGGAUGACUUGCAAUGGUCCUCAAGUGCAACAUACUAAAUAGCAACAGGUGCAUAGCAACAGGACCACUGAGCGACAAAACAACACAGGCUCUUGGUAUUAGCGUGCUGGCUCUGAGCAAGACACCUACUGACAUAUUUACAUAUCACAGUACACUCCAGAAUUGUUGGUCCUGCAUGACUACAUGCAAGAAUGUACAACAGCGUUCACAUUGCGUGCUCUUUCUGAUUAAAUAAGACUCUUUCACUACAGAAUCUGCAGCCACAUUUGAGAAUGUGUCAAAUCGAUAACAGUGACAAUCAAGCGAAGGACAGUCACCACCAAAGAGCAAAACAAUGUGCCUUUGAUAAUACGUUAAUUAGAUGGAAGAUUACUGGCACUGUUUGGACCUAGUCUAGAGGUCAAGAAUUUCAAAGUGUGUGCGUUUCCUUAGGUGAACUACACAGCAUCUGUUGUUCUCCAAUGAAGAAGAGCAGCCACCAACUUUUUAGACGCAAGUCAGAAAGUUAAAUCAUAAUUGAAUCAUAAUGCACUUUACAAAUUGCAUAUUUUUAAAGUUAGUGUUAAACAGGAAAUGUUCACUUGUCAGUGCAAGUGAACGUUUAAAAAACGAGAUGCUUGCAUGAUCUCGCCCUUGAUGACUGAAUUAAAAAAAAAUAUUGUGUAACUUAAAUAUGCACAGUUCAAAGCUUAAUGCAGCUAUAUACAAGAAACAGCACAGAGAGAACCAACUGAUUUUAUCUACAGAAACACUUAUGUAGGACUGUGCAAUGAAAACACCAAGAUGAAAAGUACUGAAGCACCGUUGUCACCUAAUCGCACAGCAUGAAACCACUGCCACUUCUAGGUCAUAUCAAAGGCACAUGCUAUGUUCAAUUUGACUCUUUAUUGGUGAGGGCAAUUGAUGGCACGCCUACGCACAUACUAUUGCCACAUUGCGCCAUCUUGGUAGCCCCAAUUAUUUCUCUUGUGGUUCCUAAGCCCUUCCUGUCUACAAUUACGCAGCCACAUGCACUGCAAUGUACUGCCAAGUGCCCUUUUAUGUCCUACCGCACAUUAUUGCCAUGUUCAUGCAGGCGGUCAUUCCCGUAGCUUCUAUUCUGCCCAACAUGGUAGUCAAACCUCGAUAUAAAGAAGGUGUAUUUGCAGCAAAAAAGCUUUGUUAAAUUGCGAAUUUCGUUAAUUCGAGGCUUUAAAGUUUCAGUCAAAAUAAUUUCACCGAUUCCCAGGACAUUACUGAUGUAUAAUAUCUUGUCAUUAAGAACUUAUACACAAAUCGUAAGAAGGUCGGGCCAUAAUAGUGCUGUUACGAGCGCCAGUGCGUGGGGUCCAGAUUGCGCCGAGAGCAAUGCAUCGGCGUAGCUCAUGGAGUCCGAGAUUUGCCAUUGUUGCGUAGCGUGGUGCCUUAAAUCUUGGACGCCUUUGCUGACUGCACUAUUGCCCGAAGCCGUCUUCAGAUGGCACCCACAAAUUAAAGACAAAAGUGUUAGAAUAUACUGAUAUUCGUCCCGAUAAAAAAAUUCCGACAGAAAGGCAGAGCAUUGAUAGCGAUAGCAAAGUGACAACUAUGCGAAGUAAGCUUGUUUAUAGUUUUAUUGAUGUCAUUCGCGCUAAAGUAAACAAGAACAGGUCUGCUACUACUACUACUAUUAAGUGGUUCGUUAUGAGAAAAGGAAAGGUUGGCGCUAUCUUCUGCAGCCCUAAAGGGAGCACGGCUCUGCGCCUAGGUCUCACUUGGUGACCACAAACAGUCGCAGUAACAAUGCGAGUGAACACUUCCACACCAAGUAACUUGAGAUUAUGCGACCGCCAACACUUGACACGCGGGAACACAAUGUGCACAUGGAAAGCCAUGCGCAGCCACGGCAGAGGAGGAGACUUGUGCUAGGGGGAGAGGGCAGAUGGAUAUGCCGCACGCGCACUUCGAUGACGUUCUUGCCGCUUAAACUUAUCAUGCGGCAGGACGCUUGCAAAGAACUUUCGCCUCGGCCGACAUUUCUAGUUUUUUGCUCGAUUUACCAGCCAUACAGGUUCCAAGUACAUACUUCAGUUGGCUGAAAACUGCUAAAUUGAAACAGUGUCACAAAAUUUAUUCAUUAAAUCGCAACAAAAAAAAUUGUUUUCAAUGAAACUAAGAUUGGGAUAGCAUACUAGUUGGUUACAUCGCAAAUUUCGUUAGGUCAAGGUUCGUUAUAUCGAGGUUUCACUAUUUGCCACAGAAAAGUGGAAUCUUGUACACGAUGCCUUCUGUGCAUCUGACAUGACUUCCUAUGUUUAUUCUGGCAGCCAUAUGGUACUAAGCCUUCCUGGUAUUUUGUUUUGCAUAAGCCCAGUAGCUUUUUGGGGGACCAAGAACUGGACAUACAUUCACACACAGAACUAUUUGGGGCCAUGUUAUGAGGCCUGCAGCACAAGGUGCCCGUUCUGCCUUAUACCCACGGUGUCACUAUUUAUAGAAAGCAUGACAGAUGCCUAACGCAUAUAGAAAGCGUGACGCACAUUGCAUCUGAUUUAUUUUUCAUCAUCAUAGUACAUAUUCUAAUACUGGUGUCCCAUGUGCAAUUUCGGUCCUGAGCAGGCCUCACUAGAUCGCGAUCGAAGGUUCACCAUGUGACCAAGGUAUAAGAUUCAGCUGUCCUGUGCUGUCUUGGCACACGAACAUUGGGAAACUAAGAUGUUGAAACAUGAUUGCAUGCAAAAUGUCUGAAGGUUAAUUUGUAGAAAGCUGUUGCUAAGGGUUCAUUAGCGUCAUUUCUAUCACUCUCGAUCUUUAAUAGUAAAUAGUGCUUUUUGAAUUCCUUUUAUUGAAACUUCUUUGUUAAUCUUGAUUGUUUAAGCAGAUGGUCUGGCCAUAUUGCGUAGAGUUUUGACAUGAUUUACACUGUGCUACCAGCGAAAGUGUUAUUUGAGAGCUGUCAUUUCCUCUUUUAUCAUAUACAAGUUAUCAUGCCCAUGUUGUAUUAUACCUAAAUAAAAAUUGGUGUCGUGUGAUGCUGAGGAAUACUGCUAAAACGUGAAUAGCUUGUCGUUUUGCCAUUUGAAGUGGGGUUUGCAAUGCUACUAAAGAAUUAGUCUUUUUUUGCUCUUAACAUGCAUCAUGUUCAAAAUAGGCUGUAGGAAUGCUGCUAAAGAAUGCUAGACAACAUGCAUACAUACUGAAUGAAACAUACUAAUUUGCAUGCUGGAAAAAUUGUCAACUUUGUCCUUGCCGCAAACAAGUUAAUUCUUAGUGCUUUUAUUUUUAAUUGUUUUAUGCUAAGAAACAUUUGCUGCAACAUGUGCUGUGAUACAUCAGAAUGUAGCUUAAUCGUAGGAGUUUUGAAAGGAAAAGCAGAAGUAAUCUCUCAACAAGUUGUUUAAUAUUGCAUAUGAAAUUGCAGAGUCACCGUAGACUGUUGAUAUUGACGUUGUUGAAAUGGUGCGCUUGUCGUAUGGGAAAGCCCUUCAAUCUGUAACUGCAGAGAUCAUAUCUGUGUCACUAAUGUCGCCAAAAUGUCAUCAACCACUGACCCCCUUCAGGAUGUGCAGAAAUGCAUAUCCUGUAGGAUAACAUCUAAAAAAAGCAGUUGAUGGCUUUUAAUGCAAAGGUAAUAAAGCUUUCACAAGAAAACCACAA